Molecule: messenger RNA, 5326 nt
Organism: Linum trigynum
Lineage: Eukaryota; Viridiplantae; Streptophyta; Magnoliopsida; Malpighiales; Linaceae
Source: the annotation of a GenBank genome assembly
GUAAUUAUUAUUAUUAUUAUUAUCUCAUAUUCUAUAUUUCUCUUUUAGAAUAUUCUGAGUUAGGAGAGAGAAGAAAAAGAGAGCGAAAGUGGAGUGUGAGCGAGAAAGAGAGAAAAAACAGAGUCUUGACCCGAAAGGUUAAAAGAAGAAAAAUUAGAACAGAACAGAACAGAACAGAAGAGGGUCCUUAAAUUAUCUCUUCUUCUUCUCGCCUUCCAACUCCCAGGGAAGGGAUUCGGCUGGUCCUCCUUAUUUCUUCCUCCAAAUUCUCCUUCCUAUUUAGUUUCCUCCUCCCCCCUGUUUUCCCGGCUCUGUUUCGGUCGCUUCAAAUCUAUUUGGGUGUUCCUUCCUUCCUUCCGCCAAGACAAUACAACCCCUGCCUGCUUUUGCUUUUGCUCCAGGUGAUUCAUGCAUUUUGAUUUCCAAUUUUGGAGAUGCAUUGUUUUACCGCCUUCGUUCCUUGGCGCCAAUUUCCAGUCCUCGGAUUCCUUUGUUCUGUUGGUGGGUUGCUUUGAAUCCCAGUUUUGAUCGUGUUUCCUACAACGAAUUUGCAUGUCCCAUUAUUGCUCCGAUCUGGGUUCCAAUGCAAGUUCCACCAGCCCGGCUAUUGAUGCUUCAAUUUUUAUUUUUUUUUUUCUUUUCUGAAUUUCGUUUUGUCCUCCUUGAGCUUGGUUAAGUUCCUAAGUUUGACCCCAAAAAAGAUUUCCUGUGUUUUGCUUCCUCCUGGCAGGGUUGCAUUUGAAUUCAACGCCAUCGAAACUGGCAAACAGCGGAAGUAGAGGGCGGAUAACCCCCAGCUAAAGGCCUUUUUUUCCCAGAUUUUGGGGAGAGGUGGCCGCUGCCUGCGGAGGAGGACUGACUGACUGACUCCAUCGCAUCGCACGCACAUGGAAUUUGGCACAACCCUUCACCCACAAUUCACAGACAUUCCCCCUUACAGCCUCUGAAAUUCUCAGUCCUCACAGGUCUCUCUCCCUCCCUCCCUGUUUCAUUAUUUUACGAAUUCCAGCCAUUUUUUUCUUGGGUUUUUAUUUUUCACUUCCUUUUGGAAAUGCGGGCGGUAACAUGAUUGUGAGAAGAGUUGCUUGACAGUCUGUAACAAUGGCGGGGACCCAUAUCUUGUGUCAGUCUCUCUUCCGCCAUUUAUUAAUUGAAUCGCUGGGUUUGACCCUCCCCAUUCCAAGCAUUUUCCCCUUAUGCUUAAAAACUGCAACCACCAAUUAUUUAACAUGGUCUUGAUGAUACAGACAAAAGAAAGCCGACCAAAAGUGUCGGUGAAUUUCACCCCCAUAAUUCCUUUCCAUCAUUCACGUCAUUAAUUACAUAAUUAACAUAUGGUAAAUGGUUGGUUGUGUGGUCGUUAAUGGUUCGGUUGUCAUUAUGCUUUCUUUCUCACUAGUCAACCAAAAAAGCAAUAGGACAAGAGAGGGACUGACUAGCUGUGAUUAUCGCAGAAGGAAGGGUGAGACACAGAUCGCGUAAGAUGGGUGCAGCUGAAGAUGAAGAGUCGAUGCAGUCAGCAAAGGAUGGAGAAGAGAAGAUUUUGGUCUCGGUUCGAGUCAGGCCCAUCAAUGACAAGGAAGCUUCAAGGCAUGAUGUGUCCGACUGGGAAUGCAUCAACGACACCACUGUCAUUUACAGAAACAAUCUCUCCCUCUCCGAGCGCUCAAUGUACCCUUCUGCUUAUACCUUUGACAAAGUGUUUGGUCCCGAUUGUCCAACAACUCAGGUCUAUAGAGACGGAGCCAAAGCAGUUGCUCUCUCUGUCGUCAGCGGUAUAAAUUCGAGUGUGUUUGCUUAUGGACAAACGAGCAGUGGAAAGACAUACACAAUGCGGGGCAUCACCCAUUCUACUGUGGCUGAUAUAUAUGACUAUGUAGCCAGGCACAAGGAAAGAGAGUUUAUCAUGAAGUUCUCUGCCAUGGAGAUUUACAAUGAAUCUGUCAGGGACCUGCUUAGUGCGGAUACAACUCCGCUUCGACUUCUAGACGAUCCAGAGAGGGGGACUGUUGUCGAGAAGUUGAUUGAGGAGACCUUAGGGGACUGGAAUCAUUUUCAAGAACUCAUGUCCAUCUGUGAAGCUCAGAGACAAAUAGGGGAGACUUCCCUCAACGAGACCAGCUCUAGAUCUCAUCAGAUUUUGAGGCUGACAAUUGACAGUUCUGCAGUCGAGUUUUUAGGCAAAGACAAGUCAAGCGCCCUUUCAGCCACUGUGAAUUUUGUUGAUCUAGCAGGAAGUGAGCGUGCAUCUCAGGCAUUAUCCGCGGGCAUGAGGUUGAAGGAAGGUUGCCACAUAAACCGCAGUUUGCUCACAUUGGGGACUGUCAUCCGUAAAUUAAGCAAAGGAAGGAAUGGGCAUAUCCCUUUCAGAGAUUCAAAGCUUACGCGCAUAUUACAGUCCUCCCUGGGUGGCAAUGCCAGGACCGCCAUCAUCUGCACCAUGAGCCCUGCACGAAGCCACGUUGAGCAGUCUAGAAACACUCUCCUCUUCGCAAGCUGUGCUAAAGAGGUGUCUACUAAUGCUCGGGUCAACGUUGUCGUGUCUGAUAAAGCAUUGGUCAAGCAACUGCAGAAAGAGUUGGCAAGGCUGGAGAACGAAUUGAGAAGUACAGGAGCAAAAUCCGUCUCGUCAAAUGUCACCGAGUUACUGAGAGAAAAAGACAUGCAGAUUGAGAGGCUGACGAAAGAAGUAGCAGACCUAAAUAGACAGCUAAACGUGGUUCAGACACGUGUCGAUGAUGCUCGAUCUGAAAGAGUCAGAGUCUCAUUUCCAUGGGAAGAGGCAGGUCAGCAAUACCCCAAAUUAAGAGUGCAGAAUUCCUGGAAAUCCGAGACCUCAAUAUCAUAUUCACCUAUCUCCGAGGAUCCUCGCAUGACGGAGACUCUUCGAUCUUUCGAACCAUCUCAGACCUCGGAGGACCAGUGCAGUAUCAUUUCCGACGAGUCCUUCAUCCAACUUGCGGAAUUCCAGGAGUUCCUUCAGUCGUACGCCUCACCAGAAGUAUCAUUUGCCAGUACAGACAAAUAUAUCAGAGAUGAAGGCUGUGACAAGGAAAUUGAGAAGCAGAAUCAUGACAGUAUAGACACUGCAUCAUGCAAAGAAGUGAAAUGCAUCGAGGUCGACAACUCAGCGGGUGGCAGCAGUGUUUCCUCCUCGCAUGUGAAUGAGUCAGCAUCUAGCCCCAACAACAAUGGACAUUCAGACCCUGCUGUCUCAUCUUCUCUUCUUCCAGAGAUGGGUAUUUCGGAAUGCACAGAAUUUGACUCCAAUGAAGCUGAUAAAACGAAAGAAAUUGUAUUAUCACCAUUGAAGGAGGAAGAAGAAGAAGAAGAAGAAACUUUGCCAGAGAAGGAAUUAGUUUCAUCUCCAGUGAAGGAGGAGAAAGUGGAUUACGCGGAGAAAGAAUCCGCUGAGGAGAUGAAAGAACUGGUUUCAUCUCCAUUGAAGGAGGAGAAAGAAGCUGAAGAGAAGAAAGAACCAGUAAUAGUAGUGCCUUCUCCAGUGAUCAAUGAGACAGAAGCUGAGGAUAAGGAAGAACUAGUUGAGGACAGAGAAACAGAGGAGAGGAAAGAGUCUGUGUCUUCUCCCCUGCAGGAGAAGGAAAACAAAGAAGUAGCUCCAGUUCUGGCCAAGGAGGAGCAGGUGAUGGUGAGUGAAUCGCCAUCCGACAUCAACCGAGCAGGUAGCGAGACACCAUCGCCAAGGGAUUUCAUAAUACCAUCACCGGAGAAAUCUCCCUGGCUGAUGGAAGAAGACCUGUACACCCCACGAAGCUUGAGGUUGAUUAGGAGCAAAAGCUGCAGAGCAGCACUAACGACCAAAUCAACCCCGCAUUGGUUUGAGAGGACAGAAAAGAAUGAAAGCAGCCCACCUCCGUAUAUGUUUGAUAAGUGUUUCACUCAGAGACGAGCAAGUGUUGCCGGUCCCAUUUUCCCGUUGAGGUACGAUCUGCAAAAUGAUGUACUAUCCACGAGUGGCUCUCAGGAGACUACUGCAAUUCCUGAUGACCAUCUGGGACACAACGGCAAAACUCCUAGUGAUUCGAGUAGCAGCAGCAGAGUCAGGAAUGCCGCUGCUGAAUCGAUAGAAACGCCUGAUGCUUCGGUCGAACAUACGAAGCCAAAUCCUGAAAAGAGAGAUGUGGGGUUGGAUCCGAUACAAGAUGAUGGAGCAAGUUCUCCAUCAUGGCCAGCAGAAUUCAAGAGGCUCCAACGAGAGAUCAUUCAACUUUGGCAUUCUUGCAACAUUUCGCUGGUGCACCGGACCUACUUCUUCCUGCUAUUCAAAGGUGACCCUGCAGAUUCUUUCUACAUGGAGGUGGAGCUCAGAAGACUGUCCUUUCUGAAGGACACAUAUUCCCAGGCAAACCCAUCAAUGGUCCAUCCAGAAGCCAUGACACACAGUUCCAGCAAAAGAGCUCUGGAGGAAGAGAAACAUAUGCUGUGCAAGCAAAUGCAGAGGAACCUGUCCAAGGAAGAAAGGGAGAACCUGUUUUUGAGAUGGGGCAUUAAGUUGAGCUCACAGAACAGAAGACUGCAUCUGGUAAACCGACUGUGGACGAAGCCGGGAGACAUGGAUCACUUAAUGGAGAGUGCCAAUGUGGUGGCCAAGCUGGUUGGUUUCGAUGAAGGGAAAGAGCUUGCCAUGAAGGGCAUGUUUGGACUCCUCAAUUUCACUCCCAAAUACAGCAGGCGGAAAACUUCUCUGUGGAAACGCAGCGUGCUUUCCAUCUUGUGAGAGGGUUUGGGGGUAUUCGGCUAAUCUAAAGAACGUUGAUUAUUCUUUUUGGAUCUGUGCUAUAUUUCUUUUGCGACAGGAGUUGCUGAUGAUUGUGUAAUAGCAGAGUAGGAUUUGACCAAGAGAAAGUGUGCUUGUAAAUCUGAUAGCGGAAGGCUGUAAGGAUGCGAGAUGAUUGAAGGCUGUAAAGUUGGCUUUGUAAUGCUUAAUAAGAUAUGUUUAAUGAGACUGGAUGUUUUCCAAUUGCUUUUCUAUAAUCUGGCGUUUUGUGAUUAAGGUACUACUUAAGGGAUUCGAACAUGGAAUCUACAGGUUCUAGGCUAGUGGUAUUACCACUAGACCAAGCUAAUUUGGCGUUUUGUGAUUAAGGUACUACUUAAGGGAUUCGAACAUGGGAUCUACAGGUUCUAGGCUAGUGGUAUUACCACUAGACCAAGCCCUUUUUCGUACGAUUUCCAGAUAUCUUUGAUAGCUGCAGUUUGUUCUGCCGUUACAAAUCAGUCUCUAAACGCUUAGAAUUAAGCAUAGAGCAGCUUUGGAUCAACUCUUUUACCAACGAGACUUCUGCAUUAAAAUCACCAUGUCCAA